CUUGGACAUACCAAUUACCAGGCAAUAGCCAAAAUGAUCCAGUCUAGUGUCACUCAAAGUAUGCAUGCCAACCUCUCCUGUGUACCUUCUAAAUGCCAACCCUGUGUUAUCAGUAAACAGACAAAGAUGCCAGUACCAAAGACAUAUGAG
Guyanagaster necrorhizus is the source of this 150-nucleotide messenger RNA. RefSeq lists its product as uncharacterized. The annotation marks the transcript as partial. NCBI's taxonomy places the organism in Eukaryota, Fungi, Basidiomycota, Agaricomycetes, Agaricales, Physalacriaceae. The record is from RefSeq and is a predicted model, not a curated record. The transcript has a single exon.